AUGGCCUAUGACCGCUAUGUGGCCAUCUGUAAGCCACUUUACUAUCCUAUAAUCAUGAAUCAGAGGAUAUGUGUCCAGAUGGUUUUUGGCUCCUGGGUCAUUGGGAUGCCAGUCUUGAUAGGACAGACGUACCAGGUUUUCUCUGGUCCCUUCUGUGGUUCUAACAAACUCAAUCACAUUUUCUGUGACAUGCCUCCAUUACUGAACUUGUCAUGUGGAGAUACCUCUGGGGAUGAAGUCUUUCUUUAUGUUGAUUGUUUCUUAUUUGGUUUGAGUACUUUUCUGAUGAUACUCAUGUCUUACAUCAAAAUCCUCAGCACUAUUCUGAAACUCCCAUCAACCACUGGCAGAUCCAAAGCCUUCUCUACUUGUUCCUCUCAUGUUAUAGUUGUAUGCUUAUUCUAUGGUUCUGGUUUAAUUGCAUAUUUUCAAUCCGUGUCCAGUUAUUCAGGCAGCAUAGAUAAGUUCUUCUCUGUGUUCUACACCAUUGUGACACCAAUGAUUAAUCCUAUGAUUUAUAGUCUGAGGAAUAAGGAUUUUAUUGCAGCAAUGAAAAAAUUAUUUUCUAAAUGGAAAGGAGAAAGAUUAACAAAAUUUCUUAAAUAG
Messenger RNA from Monodelphis domestica (gray short-tailed opossum), 606 nucleotides. Its product is annotated as olfactory receptor 10AG1-like. The record is from RefSeq and is a predicted model, not a curated record. NCBI's taxonomy places the organism in Eukaryota, Metazoa, Chordata, Mammalia, Didelphimorphia, Didelphidae. Gene Ontology annotation, biological process: G protein-coupled receptor signaling pathway. Gene Ontology annotation, molecular function: olfactory receptor activity; G protein-coupled receptor activity. Gene Ontology annotation, cellular component: membrane.